AUGAGCAAAGAUCAAUUUUUAUUUUCAGCUGCACUACCAUUGAACAACUCGUCAACUGGUUACUUUCGAACAGUAACAAACACUAAUAUAGAAAACUCGACUAUACUAUCAUCUCGGCAUAGAAAACGCGAGAACUUUCAAAAAGUAUUCCAAUCCACGAAUAAAAACAUUAACAAUAAUAAUAAUAUUAUUCACUCAAAUGAUUCGUUACCAUCACCUCCCAUGCAAAAACGUUCAUCACGUACUCCUCUUCAAAAAUCAUUGGAACAUCAUUCUUCUAUUAGUUAUGGAAGGCCGAAAUCUGCUGUACCAACAUCAAUGCGUGAAACGAGUGCAUUUCAUUCUGUACGUAAUUCAAAUAGUCAACAGCAACAAUAUAUUGCUUUAUUACAAAUGCUUAAAGCACAAGAAAUUCAACUUGAACAGCAAAAAAAUGAAUUAAAUGAAACACAAAAAGAGAUUGAAUAUUAUGAUUCGAUGAUUCAUCAAGGACAGAUCUAUCAAGAUAAUAUUCAACAUGAAUUACAAAUACUUGAAGAACAUGAACGACGACUUUUCGCUGAAUGUCAAACACUUGCUCAAGAAUAUUCAUCCGAUAAAUUAAACGAUGAGUUAGAAUAUCAGAAAGAAUUGAAUUCCAAUUAUGAACAUUUACAACAACAAUCAACACGUUGUUCGUCGACAUUAGAACAGCAAAUACAAAUGCAAGAACAAAUGCAAUAUAAUAUUCAACAGACACAUGAUGAAAUUGAACAAAUCAAAAGACAAUUCAAUAAUGAUCAAAAGGAAAUAAACCAAUGUUCGUAUGACCUUGACCGUUCGAAUUCUUCUUUAAAACAACAAGAAGAUUUACUGCAUAUGUUAACUCAACGUACGGAUGAUAUGGAACGUAUUCUUCAACAACGUCGCAAACGCAUAGUAGAAGUCGAACAUGAAGUAACACAGUUCGAUGAUUUGUUGUUAAAUAGUCUUGCUAAAUCACCAUAUCGUUUUCAUUCGAAUUCGUCCAAUGAUAUUAUGAAGCCGGGUCAUAUUCAAUUUAUGAAUAGUACUUUAUUAAAAUUAUGUCCAAGCGGAAUUUGGGUUUGA
This is a messenger RNA of Rotaria socialis, 1089 nucleotides long. NCBI's taxonomy places the organism in Eukaryota, Metazoa, Rotifera, Eurotatoria, Philodinida, Philodinidae. The record is from the annotation of a GenBank genome assembly.